This is a messenger RNA of Paraglomus occultum, 1701 nucleotides long. The record is from the annotation of a GenBank genome assembly. Lineage: Eukaryota; Fungi; Glomeromycota; Glomeromycetes; Paraglomerales; Paraglomeraceae.
AUGUUAUCAGCCGAUGCAUUAACUUUCCCUAAUUUCUUCAGUUCUUUCGGAUUGCCAGACGUUCUUGCUUUGUUGAUAAUUGUCUCUGUGCUAUACACAAUCAAAUUCUAUGUCUCUUACUUUAAUAGAGACAAUGCACUUCCUGGUCCACUCCCAUUACCUAUAGUAGGCAAUCUCCUUCAAUUUGCCAUGUAUGGUGACAUGGUAUUAUGGGUCGAUGUUCUCCAUAAGAAAUAUGGUGACUUGUGGGAAUUGUAUAUGGGAUCCGAAAGACACAUAUGGGUCUCUAGAGCUGAUUUGGUUGACAAAUUGUUUAGCACGUCAACAAAGAGUAAUUUCAAAUAUAGAACAAAAGGGAAUAGAGCGCUCGCCGAAAUUAAACUGUUAGACCACGGAAUUGGUAUGAAUAGAGAUCUGAAUCUUUGGGCCUUUAAUAGGAAGAUGAUGAAACUCGUGAUGACGUCGAAAGAGUUUAAUGAAUAUGUUCUUAAAAUCGUGCCAAAGAUGGUCAACGAAAUGGAAACAUAUUGGACCAAGUUGGGAUAUAUAGAGGAUGCGCGUCAAAAUGAUUUGAAUGACAAUGUCAAUACGAAUGCAACAGUCGGCGAUGUUAAAAUAAUUAAUCUUCCGGAUUGGUUCUUUGCGUUAACUCUAGACGACAUACUGCACAUAUCUACCAACAAACACGGUUGCGCUCUAGCAUCUCUCCUUCUUUCUCACUCACCAAAUUCCGAAAUACCUUAUUCGCCUGAAACUAUGAAUUAUGCCAAAGAAUUCCGCGAUUCUUGGGCGACAUUCAUGGAGAGCAUAAGCACGGCCAUAUUUAUGCCUGAUCUUGUUAGGCUGGGAACUCCAAUUGGUUUGAUGAAAAGAAGGAAAUAUCUGAAAAAUUCACAUUGGUUAAACAACAAUCUGUUGUCGAUGAUUAGAGAAAAGAGAGCCGAGAUUGAAAACGAGGUUAACGAUGAUAGCUCAAAGACCAACUAUGACAUUCUGAGGUUAUUACUGGUUGCCAAUACCCCUCGUGGACAUGUCGUGAAAAGGGGUUCGGAUGAAACGGACAAACCGAUGAGUGAUGACGAAGUUAGAGGGUUGCUGUUAGAAAUACUUGUAGCGUCUGUAGAAAGUUCUGCUAGUCUCAUGUGUUUUGUCAUCUAUCUUGUCCGUCACAACCCGGAAGUUAAGAAGAAAAUACGGGAGGAAGUCGAUCCUUUGUUCAAAGACAACCCAAAUGGAAUACUGCAGCUCGAUGAUGUGAAUAAAAAACUUGAUUAUCUUGAAGCUGUCAUCAAAGAAACCACGCGGAUUUAUCCUUCUGGGCCCAUUAAUCAAAGACUUUCUUCACAGGAUGAUGAAAUCGGCGGAUAUAAGUGGAAGGCAGGAACACAGUUUAUGAUAGACGUGGUUGGUAUUCACAACCAUCGAGCACACUGGUCUAAUCCCGAAGAAUUUAAGCCUGAGCGGUUUCUUUCUCAGUCUAAAGAUAUUGUUCCAAAUUCUAUUCAAACAUUUGGGGGAGGACUGCGUAUAUGCCCUGGUAAACAGUAUGGAAUGCUUUUUACAAAGAUCGUCCUGGCCUCAUUAUAUAAUAGAUAUGAUAUAGAGUUGGCUAAUGAGAAUGAAAAGCCAGUGGCUGUAUAUAGGAUUGCACUUCAUUGUCAUCGAUUGAGGGUGAAAUUGAAGAAAAGAAGCGUCAUUUGA